CCUCAGCCAAUGGGCGGCAGCCACAGAGCGUUUUGUCCGCAGAGCCGGGCGCGGGGCUCCUAUAAAAGGCGCCCAAAGCGGGGGCGCGCGCCCCAGAGACGCGAACGGUCGUUGCGGAGGUUGGGGGCGGCUGCUACGCCGCCUGUCUGGCACCUGGGAGCGCAGCGGAGCCCCGACGCCACCAUGGAGUCCGAGACCGAACCCGAGCCCGUCACGCUGCUGGUGAAGAGCCCCAACCAGCGCCACCGCGACUUGGAGCUGAGUGGAGACCGCAGCUGGAGCGUGGGCCACCUCAAGGCCCACCUGAGCCGCGUCUACCCCGAGCGUCCGCGUCCGGAGGACCAGAGGUUAAUUUAUUCUGGGAAGCUGUUGUUGGAUCACCAAUGUCUCAGGGACUUGCUUCCAAAGCAGGAAAAACGGCAUGUUUUGCAUCUGGUGUGCAAUGUGAAGAGUCCUUCAAAAAUGCCAGAAAUCAGCGCCAAGGUGGCUGAAUCCACAGAGCAGCCCGCUGGUUCUAAUCGGGGACAGUAUCCUGAGGAUUCCUCAAGUGAUGGUUUAAGGCAAAGGGAAGUUCUUCGGAACCUUUCUUCCCCUGAAUGGGAAAACAUCUCAAGGCCUGAAGCUGCCCAGCAGGCAUUCCAAGGCCUGGGUCCUGAUUUCUCCGGUUACACACCCUAUGGGUGGCUUCAGCUUUCCUGGUUCCAGCAGAUAUAUGCACGACAGUACUACAUGCAAUAUUUAGCAGCCACUGCUGCAUCGGGGGCUUUUGUUCCACCACCAAGUGCACAAGAGAUACCUGUGGUCUCUGCACCUGCUCCAGCCCCUAUUCACAACCAGUUUCCAGCUGAAAACCAGCCAGCCAAUCAGAAUGCUGCUCCUCAAGUGGUUGUUAAUCCUGGAGCCAAUCAAAAUUUGCGGAUGAAUGCACAAGGUGGCCCUAUUGUGGAAGAAGAUGAUGAAAUAAAUCGAGAUUGGUUGGAUUGGACCUAUUCAGCAGCUACAUUUUCUGUUUUUCUCAGUAUCCUCUACUUCUACUCCUCCCUGAGCAGAUUCCUCAUGGUCAUGGGGGCCACCGUUGUUAUGUACCUGCAUCACGUUGGGUGGUUUCCAUUUAGACCGAGGCUGGUUCAGAACUUCCCAAAUGAUGGUCCUCCUCCUGACGUUGUAAAUCAGGACCCCAACAAUAACUUACAGGAAGGCACCGAUCCUGAAACUGAAGACCCCAACCACCUCCCUCCAGACAGGAACGUCCUAGAUGGCGAGCAGACCAGCCCCUCCUUUAUGAGCACAGCAUGGCUUGUCUUCAAGACUUUCUUUGCCUCUCUUCUUCCAGAAGGCCCCCCAGCCAUCGCAAACUGAUGGUGUUUGUGCUGUAGCUGCUGGAGGCGUUGACAGGAAUGGACUGCAUCACCUGACUCCAGCUAGAUUGCCUCUCCUGGACAUGGCAAUGAUGAGUUCUUUAAAAACAGCGUGGAUGAUGAUAUGCUUUUGUGAUCAAGCAAAAGCAGAAACGUGAAGCCGCGAUACAAAUUGGUGAACAAAAAACGCCCAAGGCUUCUCAUGUCUUUAUUCUGAAGAGCUUUAAUAUAUACUGUAUGUAGUUUAAUAGGCACUGUAAGUAGAAGGCCUUAGGUGUCGCAUGUUUAUGCUUGAGGAACUUUUCCAAAUGUGUGUGUCUGCAUGUGUGUUUGUACAUAGAAGUCAUAGAUGCAGAAGUGGUUCUGCUGGUACGAUUUGAUUCCUGUUGGAAUGUUUAAAUUACACUAAGUGUACUACUUUAUAUAAUCAAUGAAAUUGCUAGACAUGUUUUAGCAGGACUUUUCUAGGAAAGACUUAUGUAUAAUUGCUUUUUAAAAUGCAGUGCUUUACUUUAAACUAAGGGGAACUUUGCGGAGGUGAAAACCUUUGCUGGGUUUUCUGUUCAAUAAAGUUUUACUAUGAAUGACCCUG
Piliocolobus tephrosceles (Ugandan red Colobus) is the source of this 1950-nucleotide messenger RNA. RefSeq names its product homocysteine inducible ER protein with ubiquitin like domain 1 (gene HERPUD1). The transcript is spliced from 8 exons. Bases 10 to 1359 code for a protein of 449 amino acids. Gene Ontology annotation, cellular component: endoplasmic reticulum membrane. The record is from RefSeq and is a predicted model, not a curated record. Gene Ontology annotation, biological process: endoplasmic reticulum calcium ion homeostasis; regulation of ERAD pathway; endoplasmic reticulum unfolded protein response. NCBI's taxonomy places the organism in Eukaryota, Metazoa, Chordata, Mammalia, Primates, Cercopithecidae. Gene Ontology annotation, molecular function: transmembrane transporter binding.